AUGUCAGAAGCUGCCAAGUCCUGCCCUGUGGAUCAUAAACAACCAGAACCAGCAUUAUGUCCUGUUGACCACGGACAAAAAAAACAAGAGGAACCCAAAUGUCCUGUUGAUCACAAUUCGUACAAACAUUUUAUUCCACCCACUGCAUCAAAAAAUGAUGAACCACAAAGCUGCCCCGUAGACCCUGCAACAUACAAGAAUUUUUUGCCUCCCCCAAAGGAAGGAUGUGAUUCCACUGCUAUCGAUAGCACAAACAAUAUGCCAAAAGUCUCACAGCAAUCGCCCCAACCUGAUCAGAAGAUGCCACUCGGUAAAGAGAGAGAAACAUCCACUAUUCCUAGAGCAAAUUCUGAUGACAAGCUGUGGAUCUACCCAUCUGAACAAAUGUUUUUCAAUGCUAUGAGACGUAAGAACUGGAAUCCAGAGGAGAAAGACAUGGCAGUAGUGGUGCCAAUUCACAAUGCUGUCAACGAAAUGGCAUGGCAAAAGAUUUUAGAAUGGGAGAAAAUGCAUGAAACGGAAUGUCAGCAGCCCAUGUUGGCCAAGUUUGAGGGAAGACCAAAAGAUAUUACACCUAAAGCAAGAAUCAGAUCAUGGUUCGGGUAUGCUCUUCCAUUUGAUCGUCAUGACUGGGUUGUGGAUAGAUGUGGGGAGAAAGUGACAUAUGUCAUUGAUUUCUAUUCUGGAAAGCAGGAUCCCAAUAGACCAAUGUCUCUUAGCUUCUAUCUGGAUGUUCGUCCUGCUGUUUCACCAUCAGGUGUUUGGGAUAGAUUGAAAAUGUCCUUUAAGAAGGGCUCUUUUACUUAG
Messenger RNA from Mucor velutinosus, 807 nucleotides. RefSeq names its product FAD-dependent urate hydroxylase. Gene Ontology annotation, molecular function: holocytochrome-c synthase activity. The record is from RefSeq and is a predicted model, not a curated record. The transcript has 3 exons. Gene Ontology annotation, biological process: cytochrome c-heme linkage. The coding region runs from base 1 to 807 and encodes 268 amino acids. Gene Ontology annotation, cellular component: mitochondrion. Lineage: Eukaryota; Fungi; Mucoromycota; Mucoromycetes; Mucorales; Mucoraceae.